GAAUCAGCUGUGGAUUAGUGCUGCAGUGAGUUAGUAUGUAUGCCUCGUAAGUUAUAGUGCUAAACUGUGUUUGCCAACAAAAAACUGAAUUCCUGGCACAGAGUAUCUUCCAAAUAGCCAUGGCAAAGGGGGGACUGAAUCUGCUGCUGUUUUUGGGAAGUGUGCGGGAAGGACGGAUUGGUCUUCGGGUGGGAAAGUACGUUCAGAACCUUCUGGAGCAGCGAAGCCACAAAGUAACCGUUCUGGAUCCCAAAGAACUUAAUUUGGCCCAGGUCGUUAAACCUCUGCAUUUUCACAAGAAUCCCGCUGAAGCACCGGAGAUCUUGCAAAAAAUUAAUAAACAGAUCAAAGGAGCUGAUGGCUUUAUUGUUGUUUCGCCAGAAUACAAUUCAGCUUUUGGACCCGCUUUAGCUAGUUUGAUGGACCAUUUCCCUCCUGCUUCAUAUUCUUAUCGUCCUAGUACUAUUGUUACUUACGCCGGCGGAGCAUUAGGCGGUAUCCGCGCUGCAAUGCAGCUACGGCAGUAUCUUUCCGAAUUAACUACGGUUCAUAUGCCUAGUAUGAUUGUUAUUCCAAAUGCACCCAAAACUCUUGACGAGGAAGGGGUACUGAAGGCAGAAAGUGGUGAUCUGGUAAAAUCGUGUACUAAAGCCAUUGAUCAAUUGGAAUGGUAUGCUGGCGUAUUGAAGAAGGGCCGUGAGGAAAACCCGGUGUGAAUUUUAAUUAAUUUGGUUUAAGUUUCUUUAGUUAUACUUAUGAUAAACUUUGGAAUCCCUAUACUGCUAGCGUAGUAGUUUAUUUUUCUCCAAAUCACAGACCUCGGGAUGUUAUUACCUACUAUUAACUGAACUGCUUGAAUUUUUCAUCUGUUUCUGUGACUAUGAGUUUAAUGUAUUGGUUAUUUCAGCUUGUUUGUUGUUGAUUUGAUUUAUUUGGUGUUUAUUGCCUGAUUUCAUAGCUUACUCCGCAAAGCUUACUCAUUGC
Molecule: messenger RNA, 984 nt
Organism: Paramacrobiotus metropolitanus
Lineage: Eukaryota; Metazoa; Tardigrada; Eutardigrada; Parachela; Macrobiotidae
Product: FMN-dependent NADPH-azoreductase-like
Exons: 5
Coding region: 120-716 (198 amino acids)
Cellular component (GO): cytosol
Molecular function (GO): oxidoreductase activity; FMN binding
Source: RefSeq, a predicted model, not a curated record